Molecule: messenger RNA, 8123 nt
Organism: Cynoglossus semilaevis (tongue sole)
Lineage: Eukaryota; Metazoa; Chordata; Actinopteri; Pleuronectiformes; Cynoglossidae
Product: zinc finger MIZ domain-containing protein 1-like
Exons: 23
Coding region: 1913-5110 (1065 amino acids)
Biological process (GO): regulation of transcription by RNA polymerase II; protein sumoylation
Cellular component (GO): chromatin
Molecular function (GO): zinc ion binding; SUMO ligase activity
Source: RefSeq, a predicted model, not a curated record
CAAAGUGCUGAGAUGUUGUGUUGGUAGUGGGUUUUUUUUUUCUUCGUCUUUUGUGUCCAUAUGUUUCGAGACAGAUGUGUACACAAGGUCAUGACUAUGGGCUUCACCACAAAGCUGGUACUUUAUCCUUUACGCAAUAUGUAGCUUAGCGUACUCUCCACUAAAGGGGAUAUAAUUAUGUAGAGGAAAUGUAAUGUAAUUGGUUCUGCCACUGUAUUAUACAAUAUAGCUUAUGAAUUGGGACAGCCAGAGCCACACACACACACACACACCCAAGCCCCCGACCAGAUAAGAGUGGUUAAUCUUGAUUAGAGCAGUGUGAACGCUGAAGAAUACAGUGUCCUGACAAACAUUUGCCUUGCACACAGCUGAGUGGGAUAAACCCCAGUGAUUAUUGUGGAAAUGUCAUGCUAGGUAGACAGCCAGAGCCAGGGAAACGAGCGGGAUGUGACACAAACAGGAAUAUGACAUGAGUGCCUCACAGUCAGCUCUCUCUCCGUCUCUCUCUCUCUCUCGUGCUUUCGAUGACAGAUCUGUUCCCUCUCAGUGUCGACGCGGGGUUGUCUUUUAUGCAGGAGAAAUAAAGCGGCGUGUGAUGGAAAAGCUGCAGUCAAAGAAAAAUGUCAGAGCGCUGUAACUGCUACGGUUGAUAGCCACAUAUAAAAUAGUCAAAUAGUGAUGUGGUCGUAACUGUGGCUUUGUUUGAUAGACCAAGUACAGGGAAGAAAUUAAACACUUUUGUUUAUUUUUUGUUUUAAAAACAAUAGAACAAUUUGUCACUUUAACUGCUGUAAAUGUGCCUGGUUGGUGUAUGAGUUUGUAAAGCCACGGUACGGUCUGAUGAAUAAUUGCUUUCCACUGUGAAAUGUGAAGGUUGCAGACAUUCUGUUAACCUCGCUAGUGGAAAAAAGGAAGAGGGGGGUUAGAGGGAAAGAAAAAAAAAAGUCCCUUCCUGUCAGUGGUCUCCCUCUCUCUGUUCUUGUGAGAUCUGGAUGUGAUAAGUGUGAGGCCUCUGGUAACUGAACAGGAAGGAUAGAGGCUCUGGCUCGGCACACAUGUCCACCUCCCCUUUCGCAGGCAAACAAAGAGAGCAAAGCCCGCCACUUCACUCUAGGUUUCACAGCAUUUAAGUCUAUCAGUGGGAUUAUUGUCAGUUACCUAUGUAGGUGCUCCUCUAGGUGAAGUCACUGCUGUUGAAUUUGUGUGAUUUUUUUCAUGAAAAUGCUGGAAUCAUUCAGCAGCUUGGCACAGUCUAGACACAGUCUCUGGUCUUAUGUUGUACCCGACAGUGUGGUGUCAAGUGGAGGUACUUUAUUAAACAAGUACAUGGCCGUGCAGCGAGGGUUUAUCAUUCAGCCCAAACACCCAGGGGUCUAAAUGACAAGCUGUUAAACUGAUAAAAGUGAUUAGUGUCCGUACACAAGUGUUUCCUCCAGCAGGUGCUUAAAAGGACAGAAACUAAAGGCAUAUCCUGACAUGCAUGGAGUGAUUCAACACUGGAGUGUCCAAGUAGUUUGGAGAUCAGGACUACGAUGGCUGGGACCAGAAUGUUUGAUUGGAUAAGAUACUGAUUACUUUUUUGGCAAAUGAUUUUGAUUCCAAUGUCAAUACUGUGUGUGAUUAAUUUUUUUCAACCCAACAAAUCACAUGACAAAUACAAGGCAUUUAACAACUUCAAUAUGUAUGUGUUUUUCAUAACAUUAUACAUUAUAUACUUCAUAUCUACACAAAGUAACCUGAAAAGUUUAAUUAUCAGCAUUAAGGGAUAAAGGAGACUAGUGGACUUGGUCACAUGGAGUCACUCCUCUCUUCUGGUCAGUGGUCAUGUGCCUUACCAAGGAAUGGUGCAACACAGAAGCCUAAAGCUCCAGUUUAAUGGCUGGCAGGUAGAGGCCAAAGAGGGACAAUCAUCAUGAACUCUAUUCCGUCAAUGGACAGACACAUACAGCAGACCAAUGACCGUCUGCAGUGUAUCAAACAGCACUUACAAAACCCAGCAAAUUUCCAAACAGCUGCAACCGAGCUGCUGGACUGGUGUGGUGACCCCCGAGCCUUCCAACGUCCUUUUGAGCAAAGUCUUAUGGGAUGCCUAACGGUGGUGAGUCGCGUAGCAGCGCAGCAAGGCUUCGACCUGGACCUGGGCUAUCGGCUCUUGGCCGUGUGUGCGGCCAACAGGGACAAGUUCACUCCAAAAUCAGCAGCCCUCCUGUCCUCGUGGUGUGAGGAGCUGGGCCGCCUCCUCCUCCUCCGUCACCAGAAGAACAGACAGAACGAGCCACCUGGAAAAGUGCCCAUGCAGCCCCCCAUGAGUUCCAUGAAGCCCAGCCUCUCACAUGGAGAUGGGUCGUUUCCCUACGACUCAGUUCCCUGGCAACAGAACGCCAAUCAGCCUCCAGGUUCGUUGUCCGUGGUGACCACAGUCUGGGGCGUUACCAACACCUCACAGAGCCAGGUGUUGGGUAAUCCCAUGGCCAGCAACAACAAUCCCAUGAAUGCUGGUGGCAACCCUAUGGGCUCAGGAAUGUCUGGAAACAAUCCAGGAAUGAACUCGCCUCAGUUCCCUGGGCCUCAGCAGCAGUUCCCUAACAAAGGCAACUCCAACCAGGGCUACAUGCAGCAAGGCAUGUACGGACGACCCAACUACCCCGGAGGAGGAGGCUUUGGUGGAAACUACCCAGGAGGCCCCAACGCAGGACCUGGUUCGAUGGGCAUCCCUCCCCACUCUCGUCCUCCCUCGGAUUUUGCCCAGCCUGCUGCUGCCGCCGCCGCUGCAGCAGUCGCGGCGGGCGGCGCCGGGGCCACCGCCACUGCUACGGCAACCGUGGCCGCCCUGCAGGAAACCCAGAACAAGGACAUGAACCAAUAUGGGCCGAUGGGACCAAACCAGGCGUACAACAGCCAGUUCAUGAACCAGCCCGGACCCCGCGGCCCUCCAUCACUCCCUGGUAACAUGGGCGCAGGCAUGAAUGCGUCCAACAUGAGCGGGCCCCCUAUGGGAAUGAACCAGCCCAGGGGCCAAGGCAUGGGGCCGUUUGGGGCCCACGGUCAACGGAUGCCCCAGCAAGCCUAUGCAGGACCUCGACCUCAGAGCAUGGGCAUGCAGGGCAUGAAAAGGCCGUAUCCAGGAGAGCCUAACUAUGGUGGACAGCAGUAUGGACCAAACAACCAGUUCCCCAACCAGCAGGGGCAGUACCCCACACCCAAUGCCUCCAGGCCACUGCCCUCUCCCAACUACCCUGGUCAGAGGAUGCCUGGACAGCAGCUACAGGGCCAGUACCCACCCCCCAGUGGUGCCAUGGGCCAGUACUAUAAGGAGCCUCCUUUCAAUGGCCAGACCAACAACUUCUCUGGCAGUGGAUAUCAGUACAACCAGGGUAAUAUGAAUGGGCCCCCCAGACCUGUGGGAAACUACCCUCACUCCCCAGUGCCGGGCAACCCCACUCCUCCAAUGACCCCAGGAAGUAACAUCCCUCCCUACCUGUCACCAAACCAGGAUGUGAAGCCUCCCUUCCCUCCUGACAUCAAACCAAGUAUCACAGCUCUCCCUCCACCGCCAGCCAAUCACAAUGAGGAGCUUCGUCUGACGUUCCCAGUACGAGAUGGAGUUGUUCUAGAGCCCUUCAGGCUAGAACAUAACCUGGCUGUCAGCAACCACGUCUUUCACUUACGACCCACCGUACACCAGACGCUAAUGUGGCGGUCAGACCUGGAGCUGCAGUUUAAGUGCUAUCAUCAUGAGGAUCGUCAGAUGAACACCAACUGGCCGGCAUCGGUCCAAGUCAGCGUCAACGCUACACCGCUCACUAUCGAGAGGGGCGACAACAAGACGUCCCACAAACCCCUGCACUUGAAACACGUAUGCCAGCCGGGGAGGAACACAAUCCAGAUCACAGUAACAGCCUGCUGCUGUUCGCACUUGUUCGUGCUGCAGCUGGUCCACAGGCCCUCGGUGCGCUCCGUUCUCCAGGGAUUACUGAAGAAGAGGCUCCUGCCGGCAGAGCACUGCAUCACCAAAGUUAAAAGGAACUUCAGCAGCGUGGCAGCGUCAUCAGGCAACGCCACGCUCAACGGAGAGGACAGCGUGGAGCAGACGGCCAUCAAGGUCUCGCUCAAAUGUCCGAUCACUUUCCGGCGAAUACAGCUUCCGGCGAGAGGCCACGACUGUAAACACGUUCAGUGCUUUGAUUUGGAAUCCUAUUUACAACUGAACUGUGAGCGGGGGACGUGGAGAUGUCCUGUAUGCAAUAAAACUGCUUUGUUAGAAGGGCUGGAAGUGGACCAGUACAUGUGGGGAAUCCUCAACGCCAUCCAGAACUCUGAGUUUGAAGAGGUCACCAUUGACCCCACAUGCAGUUGGCGACCAGUGGCCAUAAAAUCUGAAAUACACAUCAAGGAGGAUCCAGACGGGCCACUGGCGAAAAGGUUUAAAACCAUGAGUCCCAGCCAGAUGAUCAUGCCUAAUGUGAUGGAGAUGAUCGCUCAACUUGGCCCCGGCCCCUCGCCAUACCCUUCGCUACCCUCUCAGCAAGGGAGUAACAACAGUGAAUACGGUAGCCAAGGAAACAAUUACCCGGGGCAUGGGAACUUUGAUUUUCCUCAUGGCACCCCUGGUGGAACAUCAAUGAAUGACUUCAUGCACGGUCCUCAGCUUUCUCACCCCCCUGACAUGCCCAACAGCAUGAUGAACCAGGACAAGCCACUCUCUCACAAUAUGCCUGACUCUAUACCUCACUCUGCCAACAACGACCAAUCACAUGGUCCAAUGCAGCAGAGCUUACACGCAUCUCCCCACCCUGGGAGCCAAUCAGGGCAGCAGCUACACCACGGCGGGCCUCCGCAGCCCUCGCGACCAGCUCCACCUCCUCAGCAACAGCAGCCACAACCGCAGCAGCAACCGCCACCACCUGGACCCAACAACCACUCCCACAGUGACCUAACAUUUAACCCCGCCAGCAGUUUGGACAACCAAGCCGGCUCCGACAUGCCAGAGCCAUCUUUAGACCUUCUACCAGAACUGGCGAACCCCGAUGAGCUGCUGUCCUACCUGGACCCCCCUGACCUUCCCAGCAAUAGCAACGAUGACCUUCUAUCGCUCUUUGAAAACAACUGAGGCCAAUCAGUCACACAUGAACUUCUCUGGUUGCCUACGUUCUCCCUGAAAAGCUGGGGUGGUCGCUCAGUGCUCGACGAACACAAAGAUGCACUCCCUUUCUCUUCUUCCUCUUGUACAGUUUUCAUUCGCCAGCGCAGACUUGACUGAAAGAGGUUAAAACUCGAAGACGCGGUGGGGCGCUCAGCCCCUAGGCGGCCAUCUUUGAACUGUGCAGCUAUACUGGGUUGAUUUUUUUAAGCCACAUACAGGUGUACGUGUGCACAUUAGAAAACACGUGUAGCAUUUUUAUUCAUGUUUUGUUUCCUUGGAACAAAAAAGGAAUAUUGUAAAAGAAAAAAAAAAUCCAAAAUAACUGUGCUGUCUGGCCAGUCUGUGUUAAUGUCCAUGUUGUUAUUCCAGUCUGAACGGCCGCAGCUUCCUGGUCACAGCUCCAUUCCCCGACUGGUUAGUCUCACUGUUUGUCCACCACACAUCAUUUAAAAGCACAAGAGAUUUCGGCAAUGCAAAAAAAAAAAAAAAAAACUGACACUGCUCUCCUGUCUGUGGUAGAGAAGAAAAACUAGAUCAUUUGGAUCCACGUUUAUUUGCCCUUGAUAAAAAAAAAAGGUUUUUGAAAAGAUUUUUGCCCUUCUGGCUUACACGAGAAUUUUGCGAACGAUCGGCUUCCACUUUGUCUACGAUUGUGAUACCUAGAUAUUUUUGUCAAAAAGAAAGAGACCUGUCUCUACUUUUCACUUCUCUAAGGGUUAACAACUGGAGUGGAGAAGAUUCUGGGCCCUGCCGCAGCAACAACACGGUUUAUACGAGACAACAAGAGCAGUGUGUGUGUACUUUACAUGUUGUGUAGCGAUCACGCUCCUGUACAGAGGAGAGGUUUUAACAGAAAUGAAAGGUACAUUCAUCAGUGAUCGGGGGGGAGGGGGCUGGGGGGUUUCUGUGAUGAUCCUGCUGUGUUUACUGCUUCCUGCUCUAACUCCUUCCACGCCCUCUGCUCUGCAUGAGCCCCAGUGUUACACGGGUCAGGGUUUUUGCAAAGUUGCAUCUCUUUACCCUGUUAAAUGAUGUGCUGUCUAAAUAGUCUACCAAGUGCAUGUGUGCCAAGUCCUCGUCUAGUGCUGUUCCAAGUGGUUAAAAAAAAAACAACAAAAAAAAACGAGAUAGGGUUUUUUUUUUUUCAUCAGUUGCUGUUUCCUCUGCUCUCGUAUUGAUUUUUACUUCUGUCAGAUUUAGUAUGAUUUAUUUAACACUAACACUGAAGGGAUUAUGCUGAUAUCAGCAAUACAUUUUUCAUGUAUUUGCCAGAUAUACUGUAUUAUAUUUGUAAUUCUUUUUUUUUCUUUGCUACAUAACUGAACUAUCCACGUGUUUUGGUAAAACUGCUCAACGUCACCAAAGUUAGGGGAACGAGAAUGGAGGGGUUUGUGUCGAUUGAUCCCGUGUCUGACCAUGCAAGUGUGUGUGUGUGUGUGAUCGAGUAAGACAGUGUGUGUGUGAUUGUAAAGAUAUAGGAGAGGACACUUUCAGUUCAUCCAUGGCUACUGUUCAAGAAGUUGUUUUUUAAAGCAGUAUUGGUGCCGACCUUCGUUUUCAUGUUCCACUUCCUGAGAAGAGUGCUGUCCGCUGUGCAAAUGUAUUAUUUUUUAAGAAAUGCUAUUGUACUGUAAAUAUCAUUGUGAAUAUUUUUGUAUCAUCUUGGUAAUAUGUGUCCUCUGAUCAUAAGUCUCCACACGUACCCCUCUGACCACCUCCAGUAACCAGCCUCCUGCAGCAGUCUUGUCUCCUUGUUGUGACCAAGGCCAAUCCAAACUUCUCAUCAGCUUCUUCCUGCACGGCACGGUGCUUUCCUGUAACUUUCCUCCCGGUGUACUCUGUAUUACAUCUGUUGUUGGUUGUUUUUUAUUUUCACUUUAAAUUUAACAAAAUAAGAUCAGUUUGGGGCAAAUGUUUUUUUUAAUGUGUCAGAUUUGGAAUCAUUAACUUUGUUUGUUCAUGGAUUUACGUUAACAUCUCGUGAUGGUUUAAAAAGAUGUGGUAACAGCUGGCUUUCAAUGUAAUUAGUGAGCUAUGUGUAUAUCAUAAUUGUUGCUAAUUGUCCAUACACAGUGGCAUUUUAAAGAUAUAUCACAACCAUAUUUUAAAGAAAUUCAUCAUAUUGUUUAUAUUUUAUAGAAAAUGGGGCUUUUUUUCAAAGCAUGAGACCAUACACAUUUUUAUCCCCUUUUUGUUUUUGGUAAAUUAUUUUGUACUGUUUUUUUCUUAUCGAUCUGUAAGGCUAGAAAUCCAAUUUCUUUCGACCGCAGCAUUCAGCUGAAUUUCAACACCAGUGUUUUGUGUAAGCAUUGUUUUCAAUGCCCUUUCAGUAAUGAUACUUGCUCUCAUUCGUGCUUCGUGUAUCCGUCAUAAGCAGACUUCAAAUCGAGUCUUCAAAACAAUUAUACAUUAUUAUAUUUUUUUAAUAUUUCAAUUGAAACUCAAAAUCCACCCCACACAAUUCAUUAUGACUUUGUAUUUUGUUCGUACUUUUGAACGAGCCACUUCAGUGUAUUAGGUAACACCCCCCAAAAUCUGUAGUUGCACAAUCACAAUAACAGGCCAUUUUCUGAGCAGGGGGUGGUGUUUCAUAAAUAAAUUAUAAAAAAGUAAAUAAAUAAGUGAGGAAAAGCACGACGUCGCUCCGACCUGGAAAGGAUGCUGAGGGCAAGGCUAGGUCAAAUGUCCCAAGAAUGCCUGUAUAUAUGUAAAUGCCUAUUUGAGACAUGUGAACAGAAAUGUAUUCUUUUCCUUGGGAAUGUGCAUUGUUUCUUCAAAAUAAUAAAAAGCUUGCAACCCCUCUACUGGAAGUGGCUGAAUAUGGAAAUUGAAACUGGUUCGUUAGGGUCCAUGGGUAUCUGAGCAUUUUGUUUCCCCCUCUGUAAUAUAUGUUCACCUCUUUAGCCAGGGGAAUGGUUAGAUGUAAUAUUUAUCCCUUAGCCUCCUUGUCUGUCACCUCCACACUGUGAGGUGCUAAAAA